AUGGUUGAGCUGAGACCGGGAUAUCGAGUCAAGCUGCAACUAUGGGACACGGCGGGACAGGAGAAAUUCAGGUCAAUUACCCGAUCCUACUACCGCAACUCUGUAGGGAUAAUGCUCGUCUUUGAUGUGACAAAUCGAGAGAGCUUUGAAAAUAUACAGGGAUGGCUGAAUGAAGCUCAAAACAAUGUGGGAGGGCCUUGUCCCGGGCAAUCAGUCUUUCAACUUGUGGGCCAUAAAGCUGACAUGGAAAAGGAUCGGCAGGUACAACAUGAAGAAGGUGAGUACUUCGCCAAGUACCACAAAAUGAAGUACAUCGAGACGUCGGCAAUCACGGGAGAUAAUGUCACAGAUUCGUUUAUGAUGAUGGCUCACGAGAUCCACGCCCGCUUGGAAGCCGGCUUUUUGAGAACAGCCGAUGGUUGGGAGGGGAUAAAAAGUGGGAUGAUGGGCACGAGGAGCAUUUAUUUAUCGGAGGAAGACCUUCGAGAAGAGGAACGACCCACUCAAAAUUGCUCUUGC
Molecule: messenger RNA, 519 nt
Organism: Mesorhabditis belari
Lineage: Eukaryota; Metazoa; Nematoda; Chromadorea; Rhabditida; Rhabditidae
Source: the annotation of a GenBank genome assembly